GGUGUUUUCAUAAACUACAACAGUAACAUUUUCAUCUCGAACUGCUUGUCAUUAUUGUCAGAUUAACAGGGCGAUAGAUCCUUUUGCAAUGAGUGACGCAAAGUACAAGGAAUUAGAUGAAGACAAUGAGUCUGGAGCUUUGUUGACUCAGACCCGGACUCGAGAUCAUCGAUCCCUCCGCCAACCCACUCUGUCGAGGCUCUUGCUCUAUAUUUCUCUAGGAUUUAGUAUUUUCAUCAAUCUGCUUGGGCUGUUGUAUGCUAUCCGACACUCCAAUGAUAUCGUUAUUCCAAAUCCCCUUUUUUCACCAGCAAACAAGCUCAUAAAGUACAGAACCGUGACAUUUGAAAGCGGGUUCGCGAAGAAGACCCCUUAUAUGGGUCCGCCCACCGAGGCUUACGACAAAGCCUGGGAGGACCUGUACAAUUACGGUAUCAUCAAGAUUCCCCAAUCUGAGGCAGCCCAGCUAGUCAAUUACACCAUGCCACUAGCUUCCGAGCCAGGAAUGUAUAUGGUGGAGUUAGACGUGUUCCAUCAGCUUCACUGUCUGCAUCAUCUCCACAAAAAGGCCUGGGGCCACGAUAUGGGCGUUAAUAUGAGUGACCCGGAGGAUGUAGAGAACUUUUGGACACAUUUGGACCAUUGUUCUGAUUCGAUUCGUCAAAAUCUAAUGUGCUCCUCUGAUCUAUCAACUAUCCACUGGCUGUGGGUAGAAGAAGACCAGAUAUGGAAAGCAGAUGGCCGAGUGAUGCACACCUGUCGCGACUUUGAGGCGAUUCGGGGCUGGGCGUUCGAAAACAGGGCAGGUAUGAUAGAUCGUACUGUGUGGGUGCCGGAUCCGUUGAGGGGGGAGAUCUAGGAAGCAACUUCGAGUUUCCCAAGGAAACCCUUUCCAGUGGUCAUGCAAAAUGGUUGUGUGCAUUUGUUUGGCCACUUCGUGAUUUCGGGCCUGUCUAUUGUGGAGCUGCUGCACAAUGCACCCAGAUCAAGUAAGGAGUAUGUCAGUACGUAUCGCGUCCCACCCGUCCGAAAGGGCAACAUUCCAACUGGCAAAGCGGCACCCCCAAUUUCUC
This is a messenger RNA of Aspergillus piperis CBS 112811, 1073 nucleotides long. RefSeq names its product oxidase ustYa family protein. The record is from RefSeq and is a predicted model, not a curated record. Bases 89 to 859 code for a protein of 256 amino acids. The transcript is spliced from 4 exons. NCBI's taxonomy places the organism in Eukaryota, Fungi, Ascomycota, Eurotiomycetes, Eurotiales, Aspergillaceae. Gene Ontology annotation, biological process: mycotoxin biosynthetic process.